AUGACUAAGACUCUCCCAUUCGGCGACCAGCAGGUCCCAGUUCCCGGCUUCGGCGCCAUGGGCCUCAAUCACGGCAUGGGAACAGAUCUCGAUGCCUCCCAGUCCGAGGCCGUUCUUCUGAAGGCUAUCGAGCUCGGAUGCACCUUCUGGGAUACUGCGGUUGCCUACAAGGCCGGCGAGAACGAGAAGCUGCUUGGGGACUUCAUCAAGAAGCAUAACGUUCGCGAUAAGCUCUUUGUCGCCUCGAAAUGUGGCUUCGAAGUCUUCGGACCUGAGCGCAAAGUCACCAACUCGGCCGCUCACAUCAAGGAAUACAUUGAGGGCACAAUUGAGAGACUGGGUUUCACACCGGAUCUCUACUAUCUUCACCGGAUAGAUCCCAACACCCCUCUCGAGGAGUCCAUCGGCGCCCUCGACGAACUCCGCCGGAGCGGCAAAACCAAGUACAUCGGCCUGUCGGAAUGCUCUGCUGCAACCUUGCGCAAGGCCCACGCCAUCGCCAAGAUCGAUGCAGUGCAAGCCGAGUACUCUGCGUUUGAGACGGUGCACGAGACCAGUGGCCUGAUCGACACGGCCAAGGAACUGGGGGUAGCCUUUGUGGCCUUCAGCCCGCUGGGACACGGCUGGCUCGUGGACGACUUCGACUACAAGUCUCCCGAUGACUUUGCCGCGGAUGAUUUCCGACGCACCGUCCCGAAGUUCCAGGGCGAGAACUUUUACAAGAACAAAGCCAUCGUCGAUGAGAUCAAGAAGCUGGCAACUCGGAAGGGCUGCUCGGUCGCGCAGAUCGCGCUGGCGUGGGUGGCUGCGCAGGGACUCAUCACCAUUCCGGGUACAACCAAACCCUCGCGUUUGGAGGAGAACUGGGGAUCGCGCCAUGUGGAAUUGACACCUGCGGAGCUCAGCGAGAUGAGAAGGCUGGUGGAAAACACCAAGCCGACUGGAGAGCGGUUCAACGAGCUUUUUGGAUCGUUGUGCGGCCAUUAA
This is a messenger RNA of Aspergillus aculeatinus CBS 121060, 987 nucleotides long. Its product is annotated as aldo/keto reductase. Bases 1 to 987 code for a protein of 328 amino acids. Lineage: Eukaryota; Fungi; Ascomycota; Eurotiomycetes; Eurotiales; Aspergillaceae. The record is from RefSeq and is a predicted model, not a curated record. The transcript is spliced from 6 exons. Gene Ontology annotation, cellular component: cytoplasm.